Molecule: messenger RNA, 1263 nt
Organism: Dioszegia hungarica
Lineage: Eukaryota; Fungi; Basidiomycota; Tremellomycetes; Tremellales; Bulleribasidiaceae
Product: beta-lactamase/transpeptidase-like protein
Exons: 4
Coding region: 1-1263 (420 amino acids)
Source: RefSeq, a predicted model, not a curated record
AUGGCCGCACAAAGCAUGGCCCGCAUCCGUCAAGGCGGCUCUGAUGCACUUGACAAGCUACUCCACGACACUGUCUCCCGCAAGACGACACCGGCCGUUUUCUUUUUGGCCACCAACGCAGGAGGUACCAUCUAUGAGAAUCAGGCGGGAGACAAAAUCUUCGGGGAUGAGACCAAAGGGGCUGUCACUGGCGAGACAGUGAUGGAACUCUUCUCCCAGACCAAAUUGAUCACUGCUAUCGCCGCAUACCAGCUGGUCGACCGAGGGGUGAUCAGCCUGGACAGCGAGGAGGAUGUGGCCAAGUACCUGCCGGAGCUGGGCGAUUUGCCAAUCCUGAAGGGUUACGAGGGGGACGGCAAGCCGAUCUUGGAGAAGGCCACCAAGCGGAUCACUCUCAGGAUGCUCUUGUCUCAUCAAGCAGGCUGCUCCUAUGCGAUAUUCCCAUCCGCUCUAUCCGCUUACCAUAAGCUCUACCCCGAGGACACGGAUCUCCUCUCCUCCUCGGCUUCCAUGGCGACCAUCGCCAAGCCACUCCUAUACGAGCCGGGCACCUCCUGGUCUUACGGCUCGGCCUACAUCUUCAUCGGCAAGCUCGUUGAGCGGGCUUCCGGGCUUCGACUCGACCGAUACUUCCAGCAGCACAUCUUUGACCCGCUCGGUGUCAAGUCCUUGACCUUCUACCCCACCGACGAGGUCAAGACGGCCAGUAUGGCCAUCUGUGCACGCAUGCCAGAUCAAUCCGUCGUUGCGCUGCCCCCCGGAGCCGGAGUCGUUCGGCCCACCGAGGUCGCCGACGUACCGACCGACAUGCUGCUCGGUGGAGAAGGCCUCUUUGGAACUCAGCGGGACUUCCUGGUCAUCCUCCGAGCGGUCCUUCAAUCCGACCCAUCCUCACCGCAUCACGCCACCAAUCCCAUCCUCUCGGCUUCCUCCUUUAAGGAGCUCUUCACCGGCUGCGUCACCACCGAGGGCGGGAAGCAGGCGAUCGUCGACAUGUUCGCACCACAAGGCUACUUUGAUCCGGUGAUCAGUACGGCGAACGUGGACUACUCGCCCGGUCUAUUGUCCAACCUGGAGGAUUUCACAGGGAGGCGGAAGGCGGGAAGCGGGUGCGGGUACGGUAUCCUGAACACGCCGUUCUGGAUUGACCCGAGCACGGGUCUCGCGGGAAUCUGUGCCACUCAGCUGCUCUCUAUGGGGCCCGACCCGUGCUGGGACGUUUAUGUUGCGUACGAGAAGGAGCUAUACGCGCAGCUGGAGUAG